AUGGUGUCGUCAAAGCCUGAGCCAUACCACGAUGCUCUCUACCAUCUUGCAGCUGCUGCAGAGUCGUCUCCAUCUCCGCAACUUGUGCAUUACUCAGACUCGCAGCACUGCUCGCCUUACCAGCAUGCGCAACACCAGCACUAUGACCCUGCGCAGCAUCACCAUAAACAAGGCCGCCACUACGUGAAUGCACCUCAUCCUCGCACAUCGCAUUCACACUCGAAUUCGCAAGAUCAGUACAGUUACGCAGACCACAACUAUUCCCCUGCUUCCGUAGCAGCCUCGUCUACAUCUUCGGUACCUCAUCACUCUGAGGCUUUGGCCGCACGACCGCCGCUAGCAUCCGCUUCAUCAACGAGAUCCACAUCAACGCUUGCUUCGGAAGGUCAACCUCGGCCUCCUCCUAUCGAAGACUCUGUUAACAGCGCAGCUUCAACAUCUGCUACUGCCGCCGCUACCGUCGAGAAAAAGAUCUCUUGCAUGGAAUGUCGUCUCUCCAAGGUGAAAUGCUCCGGUGGCGACUUGUGUUCCCGAUGCAGGCGUCUUGGCAAAGAAUGCUUCUACAAGAGCCACAAGCGCGGCCGCAAAUCGGAUAGCUCCAAGAUUCAGAAGCUCGAGCGCACUGUCGAUUCGCUCAGCCGUGCGCUCGAGCAGUUCUCGAGGACCAAGAUUGCAAGAAGCCCAGGCAGCUUGCAGGCACCGUCCAAACCCGGCUCAGCUGACACCAGGCGUGAUGGUCAGUCCGAGCUUCUGGACGAUCAGGAGACUUGUUCACCGGACACCUUCUGGAAGACGGUGGACGCGCAUCGAGCUCCAGCUGCGCCUCUCUCUACCGCCAUGUCCCCACCUGCACACUCGCCGCGUGCCCACCUCGCUUCAACGCAACGUGAACAGUCUAACCCGAUGGUUCAACAAUCAUCCGAUCUGCAACGAAAGCGUUCUGCGUCCUCAUCCUGGCAGACGUCUCACAGCAUCACUUCGGCAACGCCGACAUCAGACGAUCCGGACGAGCCCGAAAACCUCGGACUUCCCACACUUUCGAACCCGCUCAAGUUGCUGGCGCAUGCGAGUGACUCGGCCCGCGAAGGUCUCGAAGCCUCGAACAAUACGUCAGCGGCUGCUGGCUUCAGUGCAUCUGGCGAUAAGGCUGCAUCAGCGUCAAACGAUCACCCCGAUCCUCUCGGUCGGGCCGAUACCAAUGACAACGGGACGGCCGCUUCUUCUGGCGAUCAACGGCGACCUUCGUUGGGUGGGAGAGGCGACUCGACAGACGCGAGAGCCAGUCUCUUUGGCGAAUAUCAUGGCCUCACAAAGACCAACACAGUGUCACGCUUUGGCCCCGGACGCGGUAAGGCCUUCUUCGACGUCGGCCUGUUCACCACCAAGCUCGACAAUCUGCCGCAGUUCGACCCUAUCGACCGCGGCUAUCUCACGCUCGCUGAAGCGCAAAGCCUCUAUGCUGUCUACAUUGAUCAUAUCAACCCCACCAUCACGCUGCUGGAUCCGCACCUGCACACAUUCGAUUACGUGCGCUCGUGCUCUUCGCUCCUGCUUAGUUGUACGUGCUGGAUUGCAGCAAAGUACCAGGUCGAGGCGAGUCAGAUUGCAUCCGACCUCGAGAUGCACAUCCGCACCAAUCUGUUGCCCACCAUCUUGAUGGAAGGCUACAGGAAUGCAGAGAUCCCACAGGCGCUCAUCAUCCUCGCCGCCUACCAUCCGCAGAUGAACACCUUGUCAGAGGAUAAGGCCUGGGCCUAUGUAGGCUUUGCCAUUCGCAUUGCUUCGGAGCUCGACAUGAACAGUCGCAUCGCUGUGCGCCCGGACAAUCGCCAGGACGACGCUGGUCUAGCUCGGCGGCUGCGCAAUCGAGAACGCACGUGGCUCAACCUGUGGCUCUUCGAGACGAGCAUGAGCCAGCACAUGGGAAGGCGCCCGACCUUGGCGAAUGACCCUGUCGUCAUGGGUUGCGCACACUGGCAUCUGGAUAAGUUUGCCUUGCCAUCCGACAGGGCCGUCGUGGCCACGGUGCAGUUGCGCUUGCUCAUGAAUCGCAAUACGGAGCUCUUUGAAAACUUUGUCGACGCUUCCAAUGCGUAUCUGCCUGCAGAGCGUACGGCCAAGCAGGUAGAGCUGUUUAGACGAAUUUGCGCAUCAGACCUCGAUACGUGGCUCGCUACUUGGACAGGGCCGUCGCAUCAGCAGUCGACACAGCAUGCGCAGCUAUCCAUGACCAAAGCUGUCAAUCCACCCGAGUUCCGAGCCGACAAUACGAGCGCAAACAGCAACGGUGGCAGCAACGGUGGCAGCGACAAAUCGGAACUUGAAGCUAACACAACUCUGCCACCCACACUAGGGCGCAUCAACCGCCUGAAACUGUACUACUGGUACGCGAGACUCAUCCUCGACACGAUCGCACUGAAAUGCAACCAUCUCGGCCUCGAAGUUCUGCGCCCCAUCUACAGGGACGCGUAUGCGUGCUGCAUGGCCUACCUCGGCCUCUUUGUCGCCACAAUGGUGCCUAACGGCUUAUUCUGGGGUCACAACUCGGCCGUGGUCACGCCCGCUUACUGCGCCAUUUUUGCACUCAAGAUUGUUGGCCUCAUCUCGACAUCUGCCACAGGAGCUGCCACCGUGCAGGCAGCUGACAAUGUGAAUGCUUCGCUAGCACCGCGUACAGAUAAGGCGAAAGAGGAGGAUUUGGGUAUCGAUGUAGAUGCAGAGUAUACGUUUGAGAUGGUGGAGAAGGUGGCCAAGGCGUGCGAGGAGGCGGGAAAUGCUACUCCACAUAGAAGGGCCGCCGCUGGUAGCUAUGCGUUUUUCUUGUUCACCGUGCUGGCCAAGGCGAAAGGUGCGUGGAGUGCCAAGCUGGCGAGAAAGGAGGAACAGAGCGAGCAAGCCAACGCAGGCAAGAGCAGGAACAAGAGGGAUAGGGAGGCCAACCGCGAGACGGAUGGGCGACAGAACAAGGUGGUUAGAAACGGCAAGGUGGGCAACAAAGAUCUUGAGCAGCGUGGAGACCAGAACGGCGUAUCGACUGUAGGUCAAGCCGCGAUGCAGGGACGUGCCGCUACAGGAGGCGCGAGUGCGACGGAUGAACGGUCCGGGACAGAUAUCCCUUCGGCUGCUCCGUCUACAGAGGGUGACGAGUUGGUAGCAUCUUGCGGCGCAGUCGGCACCGCUGAUUCGGACGCCUUCUCUCUUCGACAGCUUAUGCAGUUCCAAGCGGGUCCAUCAGGUGUUCAGACGGCUAUCGUCCACGACUCGUCACUCGGCUCGCAUCCGUACCAGCAACCAUUGCACAGCCCUUGGCAGCAACAGUCCGCACAAUACGGCGGAUGUGCACUGAACCAUACGACGUCCGGGACGGUCGCUAUCCCGUUCGAUGCCCAUGAAUCGACUGUCGCCACAUCCAAUGCUGCUUCCGCCGCACUCGGUGGCGGUCUUGGUCCGAGCGGUGUAGGCAACGGUCAAAGUGGAGCUGCAAAUGACUCGGGUGCUGCAGCAGCCGCUGUAGGCGUGGUGGAUAUCGAUUGGGACUUUGGAAUGCUCGAUGGGUUCUUGGGAGAGUCGCUCUUCAGCGAUAUGAGCUUUGUCUCUGCUUCCGCUACGCCUGCCAACACGAACGCUGCUAAUGGCAUUUAA
Mycosarcoma maydis (corn smut) is the source of this 3642-nucleotide messenger RNA. RefSeq lists its product as uncharacterized. The coding region runs from base 1 to 3642 and encodes 1213 amino acids. Gene Ontology annotation, molecular function: DNA-binding transcription factor activity, RNA polymerase II-specific; transcription cis-regulatory region binding; zinc ion binding. Lineage: Eukaryota; Fungi; Basidiomycota; Ustilaginomycetes; Ustilaginales. The transcript has a single exon. Gene Ontology annotation, cellular component: nucleus. Gene Ontology annotation, biological process: DNA-templated transcription; regulation of DNA-templated transcription. The record is from RefSeq and is a predicted model, not a curated record.